AUGUCUUCUUCUCUACUUGAUUACACUCCCCACCCUGGAGUUCCCGGGGAAAUGUCUAAACUGAGCAUUGUCGCCAUAGAAACCGACGCUGGCCUAGCAAGAGGUGGUGUGAAACGUCCCCGGAAACACAGGUCACCUGGGCGGGACUUUCCGUUUCCUCCUCAUCGUCUUUCAUUUGUUCUUGUACCUCGCUGGUUUCCCGGCGUAAAGUCAGCCGGUCUGCCUUUUGAAGGCGUUGUUCUUCUAGAAGAAGGAAACAUGGAGGAUAAAGGAAUGGUCCCUCUGAUUCUAACAACCAUAUGCCAGGAAUCAGUGACAUUCAAAGAUGUGGCUGUGGACUUUACCCAGGAAGAGUGGGGACAACUGAACCCUGCCCAGAAGGAGCUGUACAGAGAUGUGAUGUUGGAGAACUACAGGAACCUGGUCUCCUUGGGGCUUCUAAUUUCCAAACCAGAGGUGAUCUCCCAUUUGGAGAGAGGGGUCAUACCAUGGAUGGUGGAAAGAAAAAUUCCAGGAGGCACCUGGCCAGAGGCCAUUCAUCAGGAGAUUGGUUGUGAAACAAUGGGGUCACCUUCAACACAGAGCAUUUCUGUGGCAGAACCACAUGACAAAGGAUCCAUGAAGAAUGAUUCCUGGAUUUCCAAGCAAGGAGAAGUCUGGGAAUGUAAUCUCAAAUUAAAACAACAGAGAUAUUCCCAGGAAAGGCAGUCCCAUAAGAUGAAAGUCAGCCCCAGAAAAGGUUCUACUAUUAGUGUUAAUGAAUGUAAUACGUUUGAAACAAACUUCAAUCUGGGACCAAUCCUUUUUAUUCAACAGAGUGUUGAUACAGAAGGAAGUCUGAGAAAAUGUGAUAAACCUAAGGAAAACUUUAAACAAUAUUCAGAUCAGAUUAAGCAUCAUGGGAUUAUUUUUGAGAAGAUCUGCAAAUAUAAUCAAUGUGGAAAGUCAUUCUGUUAUCAUUCAGAUCUUAAUCAAAAUUGUGGAAAACAUAUUGAGGAAAAAACAUUGAAUGGUAAUAAAUGUCAAAAAGUCUUUCAAAACACCUCAUCCUUUACACAUAAUAAAAUUCAUACUGCAGAGAAACCUUUUAUUUGCAAUGAAUGUGGGAAAACCUUCAGCCAGAGAGGAAACCUUACUGAGCAUAGGAGAACUCAUACUGGAGAAAAACCCUUUGAAUGCACUGAAUGUGGAAAAUCUUUUAGCCGUAAUGCCCAUCUUACUGAACAUAAGAGAAUUCAUACAGGAGAGAAACCUUUUGUAUGUAAUGAAUGUGGCAAAUUCUUUAGCCGGAGUGGACACCUUACUGAACAUAAGAGGGUUCAUACUGGAGAAAAACCCUUUGAGUGUCAUGAAUGUGGGAAGUCCUUUUGCUGGAGUGGACAGCUUACUCAACAUAGGAGAAUUCACACUGGAGAGAAACCCUUUGAAUGUCAAGAAUGUGGAAAAUCUCUUAGUAACAACUUUUGCCUUACUCUACAUGAGAGAAUUCAUACUAGAGAGAAACCCUUUGAAUGUGAUGAAUGCGGGAAAUCCUAUAGCCGAAGUGGACACCUUAUUGAUCAUAAGAGAAUUCAUACAGGAGAGAAACCCUUUGAGUGUAAUGAAUGUGGGAAAGCCUUCAGGCAGAGAGGACACCUUACUAAACAUCAAAGAAUUCAUACUGGAGAGAAACCCUUUCAAUGUAGUGAAUGUGGGAAAGCCUUCAGCCAAAGGGGAAAUCUUACAGAACAUGAGAAAAUUCAUGUGACAGUGAAACCCUUUGAAUGUAAUGAGUGUGGGAAAGUUUUCAGUCGGAAAUCUUACCUUCGACUACAUCAGAGAAUUCAUCCCUUACAGAAAACCAUUGACCAUACUUGAUAUGGAAAAAGACUUUGACUUCAGUUAUUGCCUUAUUUGACAUGAAUAAAUGAAUGUGAGUGGAAAA
Molecule: messenger RNA, 1924 nt
Organism: Monodelphis domestica (gray short-tailed opossum)
Lineage: Eukaryota; Metazoa; Chordata; Mammalia; Didelphimorphia; Didelphidae
Source: RefSeq, a predicted model, not a curated record